AUGAAUAGUAGAAGGGGUGCAACUGCCCUAUGCAGGUGGCAGUCGGUCCGAUUCUUUUCCAAGUGCCAAGCAUGCUUCCACGAUGCUCCUAAAUUUACCUCGUCCUCAGCCUCAGAGAUGGCACACUUUAAUGCCCUCGCUUCAUCAUGGUGGGAUGUCAAUGGGCCUCAGCGUAUUUUGCACAAGAUGAACUUGUUGCGUAUGGACUUUAUAUAUGACACAAUCCUGCUGCAUAUAAAGCUAAAUUCUAAUGUCAACUCACCAGACGAUCAAAUUUACAUCCCUCCAUAUAAUGUUGACUUGUUGCCAGUGCCAGUACGGGAGAGGAUAAUUUUGGACCAAGAGGAGCGAAAGGAGGAAAUAUUAGAAACAAGCAAAUUCAAGGUUCUAGACGUUGGAUGUGGUGGUGGUAUCUUAUCAGAGUCAAUGGCAAGGUCUCCGUUUGUAGCUAGUGUUAAGGGAAUAGACUUGUCAACUGACGUAUUAGAAGCAGCAAAGAUACAUAAGGCCAAAGACCCGAUGUUGGAGAGUAAAUUGUUGUACGAGUUGUCGGCAAUAGAAGACACGCCAAAAGAAGAAAGGUUUGAUGUUGUCACUAUGUUUGAAGUUUUGGAACAUGUGGAUUACCCAUCACGAGUACUUCUCGAAGGUUUGGAGAGAUUAGAAGUUGGUGGUUGGUUGUUCCUUUCGACUAUUAACAGAGACCCGGUAAGUUGGUUUACAACGAUAUUGAUGGGGGAGCAUAUAUUGAGGAUUGUACCUGUUGGAACACACACGUUAGAAAAGUACAUUAAUCAAUACGAAAUCAAAGAUUGGGUCGAAGAGGAUAACCAGAGAAGAGAAAAGUAUCAAGUUGUGGAUACGAGAGGAUGUGUGUAUAUUCCUGCUUACGGAUGGGAGUUUACUUCGUGUCCAAACAUUGGCAAUUAUUUCAUGGCUAUACAACGAAAGUUCUAA
Lodderomyces margitis is the source of this 957-nucleotide messenger RNA. RefSeq names its product hexaprenyldihydroxybenzoate methyltransferase (gene COQ3). The coding region runs from base 1 to 957 and encodes 318 amino acids. Gene Ontology annotation, molecular function: 2-methoxy-6-polyprenyl-1,4-benzoquinol methyltransferase activity. The record is from RefSeq and is a predicted model, not a curated record. The transcript has a single exon. Gene Ontology annotation, biological process: ubiquinone biosynthetic process. Lineage: Eukaryota; Fungi; Ascomycota; Pichiomycetes; Serinales; Debaryomycetaceae.